GGAUAUUGGCGUUUGUGCUAAUGCAUCCGUUCGCGACUUAUGUUUUGCGAAGCUACUACAAAGCAACAGGAUGGAAUGAAGACAACCUCUAUGCCAACAUCACGCGGUCCUCCAAUGCCAUACUUGACUUCACUGUUCCAAGGGGAUUGCAUUUCUCAAUAUCGAAAUCGCCAAACCCGUUGUUCAAGACAACGUACUCCAUGAAUGCUUUGCCCUCGCUGAAUGGCUCAGUUGGCUACAUCUUUACUACCUGUGACCUCGACGUCAAGGGAUCGAAGGACGUCCGUUUCAAGGACUUGAUCGACCGCUUCAGAGUGUUCGACCAACCGCGGAGACCAGAGGGAAAGGAGGAGGUCUUUUUGGCAGGAGAGAGAAUGGAUCUUCGCGACUACCUUCUCUAUGGUCGGUUGUACAUUCCUACCGGUCGUCUCGAUGCAUUAUAUUCGACAAGGAUAUCUGCCACCCUCCAAGGACUUGUUGCCGCUAUAUCAGAUCCUCGCGCUGAUUACAGCCAUUCACGAGGCCUUCGUACUGGCGCAUCCCCCAGCAACAUAAUGUUCAGUCUUCAGCACGACACUGGACGCUGGUGUACGGAGUAUACGUAUAGCGCGGAGGACAGUAUGGUCGGUGUGCGCACUCUAUACAAUUUUGGGAGAUUAGGUGCUCCAUUGGACUCCCUUGAUGAAGGAGAAAAGACCGGAGACUCUUCAAAGAUGAAGAGAAUAGACGAAGAGGAGGCCAUGGAAGGGGGACUCAAGGGCCGAAUAUCUGCAGGGGCGGAAGUCUACUUCAGUGCUAAGGAAAAGAGUGCCGGAGUGAGCACCGGCAUUCGCUUUACCACACUUCCGGACGCGACACCACCGUCAUUCUUGCUAACACCAGAAUCCUCUUCAUCUGCGUCUUCUCUGCACCACGUUCCUCAAACGCCCUUUGUACAACCUCCAACAACAAUCACUGCAUUAUUCAACCCAAUGAUGGGACAUAUAUCUGGCGCAUAUGCCGCUCGGGUGUCCCGCGACCUUUCUCUCUGCUCACGAUUUGACUUCAAUGUCUACAGUUACGAGAGCGAGUGGACCGUCGGCACGGAGUGGUGGCUCCGGAGGUCGAAGCACAGAACAGCACUUUCUGGCGACAACGAUCAUGUUGAUGUAGCUAUUCCUGAGGCUCCGUGGCCAGUCGACGAGGUAACAGGUGUGGUUAAGGCCCGAGCCUCAACAUCGAACGAUGUCGCUCUUAUGUGGGAGGGUCGGCUGCAGAACAUCCUCAUCAGCCUCGGUGUUGUAUCUAACCUCUCCAGUGGAUCGAAGCCGAUAAAGUCGCUAGGCCUUGAGGUUUCCUACUUCAGCUCAGGAUAGUCUCUUUUCACUGCAC
This is a messenger RNA of Stereum hirsutum FP-91666 SS1, 1371 nucleotides long. Its product is annotated as mitochondrial distribution and morphology protein 10. The record is from RefSeq and is a predicted model, not a curated record. Bases 21 to 1355 code for a protein of 444 amino acids. Gene Ontology annotation, cellular component: SAM complex; ERMES complex. Gene Ontology annotation, biological process: phospholipid transport; protein insertion into mitochondrial outer membrane; mitochondrial outer membrane translocase complex assembly. Lineage: Eukaryota; Fungi; Basidiomycota; Agaricomycetes; Russulales; Stereaceae. The transcript has 5 exons.